Molecule: messenger RNA, 1476 nt
Organism: Trichogramma pretiosum
Lineage: Eukaryota; Metazoa; Arthropoda; Insecta; Hymenoptera; Trichogrammatidae
Product: apolipoprotein D-like
Exons: 6
Coding region: 134-1045 (303 amino acids)
Molecular function (GO): pigment binding
Source: RefSeq, a predicted model, not a curated record
GCUCCGAAAGAAGUGUUUAUACAGUGCUUACCGUAGUCUCGUAACGCGCGCAAAGGCUCAUCGUUCUCUCGUCUUCUUCUCGACUUGCAGAAAUCGGCUUCGACCUGCCCCCGGCACAAUCCUACUAUACAGAAUGAGGAAACUGACGCUGUGCCUGUUACUGGCGGGCUGCGUCGCCCUGGCGACGUCGCACUCGUACCACCUGAACGCCUGCCCGGUCGUCGAGCCCAUGCCGGGCUUCCAGAUGAGCAGAUUCCUGGGGAUCUGGUACGUGAUUCAGAAGACGUCGACGGCCAGCAAGUGCAUCACGUACAAUUACACGCGCGGCGAGGAGCCGGGAGAGUACAUCAUCACCCAAGACUCCGACAUACCGAUUUUGGGUCUGACGUCGCUGAAGCACGAGUAUCACUACACCGGUAGACUGAGCGUGCCCGAGCCCAGCGUGUCCGCUCGCAUGACGGUUCGCUUCCCUCUGAGCGUGGCGGGUAGCGCGUCGCACGUGGUCUUCGCCACCGACUACGAGAACUACGCCGGCAUCUUCACCUGUCAAAAACUCGCCUUCGCCCAUCGUCGCUCUGCCACCAUACUGUCGCGUCAUCGCGACCUCGACAAGGCCUACGUGGACAAGGUCAGGGCCAAGUUGGCCAGCUUCGGCGUCGACCCGUUCGAUCUGAGCAUCAUCGUGCAGACGGGCUGCCCGCGCGGCAACAACAGCCUCGACGUCAACGUCGAUCCGCACACCUUCACCGCGGACAAUCUCGGCCAGGUGGUGCGCAAAGCCGGUGAGAAGAUCGGCGACGGUGUCGAGUGGAUCGGCCAGCAGAGCAGCAAGGUCUAUCACAAGAUCACGGGCAAGGAGUCCAAGCCGGAUUUCGAGCCGGUGCAGCAGGGUGGCACUUCGAGGGCCGCGGCGAUAGAGCCGAUUCCCGGCUCACCCAGCAACAUACCCCAGCUGCCCAAGGCCAACAAGGACAACGAGGACAACGAGGUUGAAUUCGGGCCGUGGAGCGAUUUGAAAAAAUCUAAUACUCAGUACAUGACAUAAUUUUCUCUAUGUAUCUCUCUUUUUUUUGUAAUGUUGCUUGGUUAAGCUUGUGAUAAUUGUAAUCGACUCUCUUGUAAAAAUGAAUCAUAUUUUUUUGUACACGUCUUAUGUAAUGUGGUAAAUAAUUAUUAUUAUAUUACUAUUAUUUGUUGUAGCUGACUGUAAGUUGAAUUUGUUGGCGCAGGAACAAUAAAUUUUUCGUACGAUCAAGAACGUGUUCUAUAUUACUCGAGCUAACAUAAGUAAUUCGUAAAUAAGUAAACGAAUCGAAUGUAUUAAAAAUUAUUUACAUGUGAUUAUAAUAAUUAAAUUUGAUUACUUUCGUUCGAAAACAUUUGAAAAAUUAUUACAAACAUAAACUGUAAUCAUCGGAUGCGCUAAAGUGUAUUUAAAAAUUAAAAUAAAAUUGGAGCACGAUAGAAUUACUCUCA